Aphanomyces astaci is the source of this 14103-nucleotide messenger RNA. RefSeq lists its product as hypothetical. The record is from RefSeq and is a predicted model, not a curated record. Bases 25 to 14031 code for a protein of 4668 amino acids. Gene Ontology annotation, biological process: microtubule-based movement. Gene Ontology annotation, molecular function: ATP binding; ATP hydrolysis activity; dynein light intermediate chain binding. NCBI's taxonomy places the organism in Eukaryota, Oomycota, Saprolegniomycetes, Saprolegniales, Verrucalvaceae. The transcript is spliced from 15 exons. Gene Ontology annotation, cellular component: dynein complex.
GCCGUGACCAAGGACAUACAUGCCAUGGAUCGAACGGUGCGACUCCCGAUGAUUCGAGCCAAUGUGCAAGCAGGGGAUUCGAACCCAAUUCUGGCCACACCUAGCAAGCCCGCGGUCUCGUUGUCGUCGUCGUCGCGCAUGAUGAAUCGCGGUGGUAGCGGCAUGGCGGCGGCGACCCCCAGAAGCCUCUUGCAUGUGUCGCUGCCCACGGCCGACCAGCUCAUGCACGUGUGGACGUUUGUAUGCCACUGGGUGAUUGAAAAGGUGGAGAUGGACCAACCAGCCACGAUUCCUGGCUUUGGCACGGUCACUGUCGGUGCACAUUCCCACAACAUUCGCAUACCCCACUUUGUGGCCAACCCUAUAUUUGCCAAAAAGUAUGGGCUUUUCACUGACGACAGCGCCCUCGCCCCCAUGUCCCACACGCUGGAAUUCCGCGACGUUGCCCUUCAUUGCAACAUUGACGAGUACGCUGCAAAGUCGUGUCUCGAGCACAUUGUCGAAAACAUCGGCGACCGCAUGCGCACCCAGCCGCAGGUUGAGCUCAGCCUCGGCGUCGGCGUUGUGUCGUGCAAGCAUCGGUUUCUAGACGGCCACAUGACUCAAAAACAACCUGUCCAAAUGGAGUCGGAAGUCCGAGGAGCUGAGCCAACACCGCAAAAGCCCGCGGCCAACCCCAGGUCCCUCAUGGCGAGUUCCAAGACGUUCUCGUCGUAUAUUGUACCCACGGGGCACAAAGGUCCGAGUUCGUUGGUCCCCACCAAGCCGUCGUCGCCGACCACGUCCCUGAUUGACAAGGACGCUAGCCCUCGAAAGCCUCGCAUCGCCCACAACAAGGACGUGAGACCCACAAGCCCUCGCUUGGUGCUUCGUCAAAAGUUCCUCUCGCGCUCGGACGAGCUGCCCACGACCGUCUUGGCGACGACGGAAAUCAUGCCGUGGAACUUGAACCCGAACCAAAGAGACCGGAUGGACACGGUCAAGCAGCUGGACGCCAAGUACCCGCCACUUUUGGAUCCAUUUUGCCGCACGCUGGGCGUCGAACAAGUCGACGUAGUCAACAAACUGACGUCGUCUGAACGCAUCGGCGUCAACUACAGUCUAUCGGCCAGCCACCUGGUCAUUCGAAAGAACCACCACGCCGCCCACGGGCUCAUCUUUAUCGACGACGAGUCCAGUCGAGUCCAGGAGCAUUUUGUCACGUUGCGACCACCUUCCCCGGUUCACGACAAAGGCGCGGAGCUUCCGCUGGUCACUACGUCUGGAAAACCAGUGUACGCGGCAGACGGGGUAGUGCUGACGUUGUCCCGCACCCGGUCGUUGGACGGCGAGAAAUCGGCUCGAACGUCGUCGCAGCCUCCAUCGCUGUCCCCGGUUGAAGUGGUCGAGCGGUACUUGCACUACCUGGAUAAAAUCAUUGACGACAGCGACAUUGUGCCAAUGAACCCGACGUGGACCGAGCACAUCCAAGCGUUGAUUGCGCGAGCCGUGAACAAAGUGCAAAGUCGUCGAAAGGACGUGCUUUUGGCGAGUAUGUUUGCCGAAACGUUGCAGUGCUACACGUACAGCAUCAAGAAGGCGAUUCUGGACUACUUGCUGUUGCGCCACGUCACGCAAGUGCGUCUGGGGAUUCCAGGGGGGGUGCCAUUGGAGUUCCAAGCGCACGACAAGUGGAAGUGGGGGCAGACCCACGCCACGCUCAUCAGUGUCACGCCGGGGUGGAAGGAGCGCAAGACACGUGCGGAAGGCCACGUGAAGCAGUUUCUCAUGCUCAUCGACACGCACUUAAUGGCAUUGCACUACAUGUGGGGGGACUUUGACGACUUGCUUUUGGUGGACGUGCCGACGUCCACCGAGAUGGCGCAGCAGCUGGCACCGAUUGACAUUCGCGCGUUUGAGAAGCGGCAGAUGGCCCACGCCGCCACCGUGAAGCGGACGCUCAUGGACAAGUGGUUUGCAAAGGCCAAGCGAAUCCUCACCGCCGCCAAGAACGACGAAGUGCUCGAGUCGGCGCUGUUGAACCCCAAGCAUUACUUUGACUGCAUCGCCACCCUCAUGUCGCUGCAGCUGCGCCGCCUCGUCGUCCGGUCCAUCGACGCGUACGUGGCGUUCUUCAAAGCGUACGCUCUUGACAAAAAAGAGCAGUCGACACAGGGCUUGCUGCUGUCGCUCGUGCUCGACCAAACCAAGAUCCGGUUUGACAUGGCGCUGGAAGACGUGCAGUUGUCGCUGAUGAACAUUUUGUACAACAUCCCCAGCUGCGUCACGCACAUCGAUCGCGUGGAGACCAAGUUUGAGCCGUCCAUUAUCCUGGGGGGGUCGCCGUUUCUGUGGGCCGUGGGGCUGCACGAAGAGGAAGUCGUGGGGGCUGCCGACGCUAUCCGGUCCAUUCUACAAGACAACAUGGCCCAUGCCCAAGCCCUGCGAACCAAGUAUUCCAAGUAUACGGUGGUCGCGGCCGGCGACUUGCCACUGGAGCAUUUCAUCGCGCAAACCCAUGACAUUCCUUCGUACACGCACGAAGUGCAAAAGUUCAUCCAAUUUGCAUGUCAAAUCGCCAAUGAAAAGGAUCAUACAGAGUCCAGUAACGGUUUGGAUCUGUUCCAUAUCGAUUGCACCCAACUCAACGCGGGGCUGCUCCAGAAAGCGUCGCACUUUAUUCAUCAGCUGUUUCAUGCGUUUUCAGACACGACGCUGCGACUAAACCGAGACAUUCGGCAGCAAUUCAAGCUCAUUGCGGGUCGGCUGGCGCGCAAGCCCAUCGACUUGCACGAGCUCGUCGAGUCGGAGGCGUACAUUUCAAAACUGCGCAACCACGAAUUACUCCUGUUGUACGACAACGUCGACAACGUCAAGCAACGGCUGCAAUUUCUCUUUAAAAAGUGCACGGUCGUGCAGCAGUGUCCUGCAAUCGUGGGGUUGUCCGUGUCGUCCGAAUUACUCGCGUCCAUCUCGAAAACGUUCACGUGGAAGCACCAGAUUGAGAAAAUUCUGCGGGAUGGCGACUUUUCCCUGCAGCACGAGCGGUCGCGCAUCGAAACGGCGUUCAUUGCCAAGCGGUCGCGCUUCCAAGCGGAACUGGAGGAGCUCGAGGCCGAAGUGAAUUCGUUCCAGAAAAAAAGCGACCUCCGGCACGCCACGACGUACGUGGUCCAGUUGGGUAAAGUCCGCGACGCGAUCACGCAGGCGCGGAACACGAUCAACAUCAUUGCCGAGGAAGAGGCCAAGCUUGGAUGGGUCCAGACAGACUUUAUGCAGCUCGACUACAUUUGCGAAACCCUCGAGCCGUACGAGCAACUGUGGCGCACGGCGCGCGACUUUCGAGAGUCUAGCGUCAAGUGGAUGCGGGGCAACAUCUUUGAGCUGGACGCCAAGGGCACGGAAAAGACCGUGCAUGGCAUGACCACCACGUUGACCAACGCGACCAAACAGCUGGCGUCGACGUCCCCGGCGGCCGUCGGCGCGGCGGAAACACUGAAGAAGCAGAUCUUUGAGUUCAAAGACUCGAUUGGGAUCAUCUCAGUGAUGGGCAACACGAGCCUGCGCGACCGACACUGGACAGAGAUUGCCGAGACAGUCGGGUUCAUCGUCGACCCCACCGAGCACAUCACGCUGCAGCGGUUGCUGGACCUGGGCGUCCAAGACAGCGUUCACAAGCUGCUCGACAUCUCCGAGGCCGCAACCAACGAAGCCGACAUUGAGCGGUCGUUAGACACGAUGUCGGAAGAGUGGCUGCACAUGGAGUACAAGUUUGUGGUGGCGUCCGACACGUUUGUAUUGGGCGAGAGCGUGGUCGACGACAUCCACAUCAAAUUGGACGACCACAUCGUCAAAACCCAAACGAUCCGGUGCUCGCAGUACCGCAAGCCGUUCUUUGGCCGAGCGAUCGCAUGGGAACGAAGCUUGCUCAAGUUGCGCGACAUUACCGACCUGUUGUGGCAGACGGGGAACUUUUGGCGAAAGAUGGAGCCGCUGUUUUCUGCGGCAGACACGGUGCACGCGAUUCUAGACAAAGCGUCCAACGAAGCCAAGAAGUUUACGAUCGUCGAUGGCCACUGGCGCAGCAUCAUUAGCGCCGUGGUCGCGCGGCCCCUUUGUCUGGCAGCCAUUCAAAUCGACAAGGCCACCGAACGCCUUCGAGAGUGCCUCGUGCUUCUUGACGCGAUUCUCGAAGGACUGACCGUGUGUCUGGAGGCGAAACGGGCGCUGUUUUCCCGGUUUUACUUUCUAUCGAAUGCAGAAUUGAUUGCGGCCUUGUCGGUAUCGCCCACCGCGCUUCAUACUCGUCCAACAUCCACGUCCAAGGCCCCCAUAACAUUCCUCGGCCGACUCUUUCCAGGGGUUGGUCGUGUUGAAAUGAAUGGGUCUCGUGAAGUCACGCACGUGGUCAGCACGUUUGAAGAGCCCAUGCAGCUUUGCCAGGUCGUGGCAACUGACAAGGUAUCCACGGAUGCGUGGCUCGGGCGGUUGGAGCUGCAGCUGCAAACGGCGGUGCAAGUCAUGGUUCGAAACGCGUUGAACGACUAUGGGAAAAAGGAUUUUCGGAAGUGGACGUCGUGUUGGCCGGAACAAAUGGUGCUAAGCGUCGAGCACUACAUGUGGGGCAUGCACAUCGAGAAAAUCAUGCAAGAUCCGUCGGUAGUUGGGCAGUCGUCCGAUCCUAUGCUGCAAAUGGACACGGCCAACAAUCCGUCCUCGACGCCGACGACCGUCCAAGCCAAACUGGAAGCAUACUUGGCCAACGAGAUUGACGGUCGCAUGUACGAGCUGGUGGCGGAAUUGUCCGACGCCAGCCUCGUUGCUGCCAGUCGCAUCAACGUCCUCACGAAUCUCAUCACGCAGAUGCUUCAUGCGCGGGAUGUCACGGCAGACUUGAUAGAGCAACGCGUGACAGACUCGGACGGGUUUGCGUGGCAGUCACAGCUGCGGUAUGCCUGGAACGACGGCAAUUUGCACUUGAAGCUGAUCAAAUCCAGCAUUCCGUACGGCUACGAAUACGUCGGCAACCGCGCCGCCCUCGUCAUGCUUCCCAAUACCUUGAAAUGUGCCCGGGUAUUGUUCAGCGCGUUUUCGAUGGCCCGCGGCACAAUUCUAAAGGGGUCGGCGGGGGCCGGCAAGACGUCGCUGUUUCGGUCGUUGGCGACGUCGUGUGCCAAGUUGUUCGUGCUCUUCUCGUGUGUGGUCACGAGCAGCGUGGACGAGCUCACACGGCUGUUGAAGGGCGUCGCGUCUUGUGGUGCAUGGUUCUGCUUAGAUGACGUGCAGAAUAUUGUGUUCCACCACGUGGGGGUCGUGAUGGAAUCGAUCCAAAAAAUUCAGGAAGCAAACCAUGUUCGGGAAGCGUCGUUGGUUCUGCAAGGGGUCAAACUGCGCCUAAAACGCGGCGGGCACAUCAUGGCCACGUUCCAACCGAGCGACGCCAAGCCCCACUUGCCCAUUUUCUUCAAAGGGCUCUUCCGUCCGGUGGUGGUCGUGGCACCCAGCUUGAGACAUGUUGCCCAAGUCCUGUUCUUCGUUGGGGGCUUCAGCAACCCGCCACGGCUUGGCCAACUCGUGGAAUACACUCUCACGAUGGCGGAGGGUACUAUCGGGGGGGUCGACGCCACGUCUCGACUCAAUCUGAAUUGCCUUCGCAACGUCCACACGAUUGUGAAGAGGGCGAAGCUGAUCUUGGCCCAAGAACACACGGGCGCGCUGCGUCCAGAAAAAGUCACCCUCGAGGAGCUGGUUGUGACCCACGUUAUGGCGGAGGUCCUUCGUAGCCAGAUCCCAGAAUCCGCGCUUUUCGAAUUCAAUGGCCUUAUCAAAGACAUGUUGCGUCAUGUUUCGAUGGAUUCGUUGAAAACAGACGUUCCGCUUUCCAUGGACGCCGUCAAGCUGGCCGUCGCCCACAAGGAAUUCGUGUGCUCGCCAGCCCUCGAGACCAAAUUGAACCAACUGCACGACGCGCUGCGAAACCACUCGGGUGUGUUGCUUCUUGGCGCGCCGAAUUGUGGCAAAACAGCCUUGUACCAGAUCUUGGGUCAAGUAUACAAAGUUCUCGACGAACGCAUCCAUGCAUUUAGUCGGCGCACCACCCCACGAGAUGCCGCCGACUUGUCGUCUGCCAUUCAAGUCAUUGCCCCUCGAAGCAUUACCCUCGGACAACUCUACGGGUCGAUGGCAUCAACCACCAAGACGUUCCAAGACGGCAUUUUGACUCAAUUCCUACGCAAACUAAACGGACAAGGGGACGCAUCCACAGCCACUCCGCCCCCGCAUACUGCAGCCGCACGGUCGUGGCUUGUCCUGGACGGAGAUGUGGAUCCUUUUUGGGCCGACGGGUUCAACACGUUGUUAGACGAUACGGCACAGCUGUUGGUCGUGACUGGGGAAGCUAUUCCCCUGCCUCCCCAAGCCCGCCUCAUUUUCGAGUCUUCUGACGCCGGGUCAGCCUCGCCGUCGAUGGUGUCUCGUUGCGCCAUCGUAUACGUCGGCCAGGGAGUGGUGACGUGGCGUACGCUGUAUGCAGGAUGGAUCGAACGAUUGCCAGAAUACCUCGAGGCCAUCGACGACAUCAAGGAAGCGCUGGACGCUACCCUCGACAUGAUCGAACCCGCGCUGGAGUUUGUACGCAUUCACUUCCAGCCGACGAUGCCUCAGUCCGAUGUCGCCCGCGUCAACGCGUUGCUGUCGCUCAUGGACGGUGCUUUCCGAGCCACGCAUCCCAAGAUGAGUUCCAUGACCGCCAAGCAAAACUACACGAUUGCGCAGUGCAUCUUUCUGCAGUCGCUGGUGUGGGGGGUGGGUCACACGACAGUCCACGACGAGCGCGUCAAGUUCGACACGUUUCUGCGGUCUUUGGCCGGGGAAGCCACGUCGGCAACGCCGUCCGCCGCGACCUCCCAAGCAGCAACCACGUCGCGCCACUUGACUGUCAACUCGAAGAAAUUCAACAUGUUUUAUCCAGCGUUUCGCUCGGGGGAGCUUGUGUACUCGUACGGGUUGAGCGCCGAAUGGGGCCUCAAGUGGGAACUCUGGGCUGAGUUCUACCCCAACCAUUUCUACACGCCCCCUCCGCUUGUCCACCGCAUCUCGGAUCUGUUUAUUCCUACGCCCAACACGGCGUGUGCAGCGUACUUUCUCGACGUGUUGACCCAGAAUCGCAGCCCCCACAACCACGUGCUUCUCGUCGGCCCUCGUGACAGUGGUAAGUCGGCGGUCGUGGAUGUGUUUCGGUCGCAAGCCGCCAUUCGAACCAAAGCCAUGCAGGAACUUCAAAUGAACUCACCGCCCCCGCCAGCGACCCCUGGGUCGUGGGAAAAUCCAGCCAAGGUGUCUCUCGCGCCACCGCCACCGUCGUCGUUAUUGUUCCUCACGUACAAGUUCAACUCGUGGCUCAUGCCGUCGCACUUGCUCGACGGCUUUGAAAACCACAUGGAACGGUCGAGGAAGAACAUCCUGUCCGCCCCGGCUAACAAGACGUAUGUGCUUUUACUGGACGAUGUCGGUUUACCCAUUCCCCCUAAGGCGACCCCUUCCGACCAGAGCUCGACGCUGGAAUGUCUUCGCCAUUUACUCGAUGCUCAAGCUAUUUUUGAGCCCAAAACCGACGCUGAUUGCUUUGUCACGGGACUCUCGUGCGUUGCAACCUUGACUUUGCGACCAUCGCUUCCCCAUCACAUCAAUGGCCGACUGGGGGCCAAGUUUACCCCCGUUGGAAUGACGUCCGUCUUGGAUGCAGAUAUGACCAAGGUGUUGACGGGCAUCACGACCUGGCUCGCGCAGUCCAGAAACCUCGCGAUGGACUACACCCAAAUGGCCACCGGGCUCGUCAAAGCCACUAUACGCUUGUACUACACCUGCGCAGACAAAUUCCGAACGUCACCCAAGUGCCCACAUUAUUUGUUUGGACUGACGGACCUAGUGCAUAUUGUGCAUCUGGUCAGUCGUGACUGCCCGGCGACCACCGUGAGCAGUGACAAGUCUCCCAUCGUGCGGCUGUGGUGCCACGAAGCGACGCGCCAUUUUCACGAUAGACUCGUGUCCGCCGCGGAUUCGAUGGCGUUCUUCUCCUUCCUUCGAGACAUUUGCGUCGGCACGUUUGGAGUUACGAUGGAGGCGUUGUUUCCCACGACAGUGAGCAACAGUAUCAGCGUGGCCGGCUUUUUCCCAAACUCGAAAGAUAUUGGACAGCCAUCUCCAGCCAUGACGAGGCGCAACAGUCGAGCCAAUCACGGCAGCAUCGACAAACUCAACGUGACCAACCUCCAGGGCGGUCCCCCUCCCCAGCAACUACCUCAGCAACCCCAUGCCGCACAGCCACUGUCGUCGCACAUGUACGCCAACUUUCAACGGCUGUGCUUCACCGACGUCGCGGACCGACAGCACUACGUCGAAGUAUCCGACGUGAUGGCGUUUGAGGGUCAAGUCGUUGACGAGCUAGCGAAACUCACAGACACCCCCGCGCGGCCCAACGGACUCCACUUGGACGUGGACGUGUCCACGACAUAUGCCAUGGAACAUGUGCUUCGGCUGCACCGCCUUCUGACGGACUACGCGCCGCCCACCAGCGCCGUGUGCAGCGACCACGUUCUGCUUCUUGGCCGACCGGGUACUGGGAAGAGCUCGUUGGCGCGACUCGCCGCGGCGGUUCUCGGGGUCAACGUCAUGUAUUUGAACCUCCAAGCGCCAAACUUGAAGACAUACGCCCAGUGGCGGGCGGCGCUGAACGAAGUGUUGAUCAAAGUCGUGUCAGACAACAAACCCAUGGUGUUGAUCGUAAAGGAUGCGUUGUUGGAUCGACCGGAAUGCCUCGAAGACAUGAGCAGCUUUGUGAACGGCAACGUCGUGCCAGAAUUUCUGUUCCAAAAGGACAUUGAAGCGCUCGGGCCAUCUCUUCGAGAAAAUGCCAAGGACCAAAGCGUGUUCUUGGAAAACCCCCUCGCGGUUGAAACGUUUUGCAUCCAUCGUAUCCAGCACCUCCUCAAGGUGGUUGUCGUGCUCACGACGGCCACGAAUCCAUCGGGCCUCCAAGCGGCUUUGACCCAGCACGAUCACCUCCUGCGGCGAUGUCGCGUUCAUUACAUGGACAUGUGGCCCGACGACACGUUCAUGGCCAUCGCCCGCCGGCGCCUCGCCGCGUCAGACUUGACGGACGGCCAAGUGACGAAGUAUGGCGGGCUGUGCCUGCAUUUGCAUCGGGUGGCCCAGCCAAUGGAGACCCGGACGUGCCCCAUCACACCGUCCAGGGUGCUCGCGCACAUCGUGGCGUUUGCGCGACAGUGGGCCGACCACACGCUAGCGCUGGAAACCCGCAAGGCGAAGCUGUCGACUGCGCUAGCCACGAUUCGAUACGUGGAAAAACUGGCGAACAAAGUGUCGACGACAGUCAGUGACCUCCACCCGGCCAUUCAUCACAUGCACCAAGUGUCCAAGACGAUCAACGUUGGCAUGCACACGGACACUCAAGCGAUUCUUCUCACGCAGCGCAAGGUGGAGGCGGAAGAGCUCAUCCGACAAGACAUUGAGAGUCGGCUCGCAGUCGAGCAAGGCCGACACGACGUCACGCUCAAGGCCGCGACUGAUGCGUUCGUGGACGCUCGGGGGGCAUUGCGGGCGGUGACCAUGAACGACAUCGGCGAUUUCAUCCUUGUGACACCGUUACCAAUGAUUGUCAAGCACUUGUACGAGUGUUUGGGUCGGCUGCUUCAAGUGGACCCUGUGGAAGUGUCGGACGAGCGCGAUGAGAACACACGCAUGAUGGACUACUCGAUCCCCACUAUAGCUUUGUUGCAAGAUCCGAUGACGUUGACGACAUUUCAAGCAUAUGGCACGGAGGUUGCCAGCGUUCUCCCCGAUAACGUCCUUGGACCUCUGACACCGAUUUAUGAAUCCCCAGAGUUUAUCCCCGCAGUGUUGGGAGCCACGCACGCAGUUGCCAGUGUCUUGUGCGCGUGGGUGCGAGCCAUGAUCAACUACCGGCAAACGAUCGUACUGCUCGAGCCUCAGGAAACCCAUUUGGACAUUGAGCGCAGUUCGUUGAAAUCAUGUGCGGCUCGAUGCGACGCCCUGCAUCGAACGUUACGGGAGCAAACUGCCGCUAUGGAGCAGACGAAAUCGUCCCGGGAAGAAGCCGAGGCGCAAGUCCGCGACUUGGCCUCGAAGCUAUCGGACCAUUCCACGGCAAUUGAAAAGGCCGAGGUCGUGCUGGCUGCCAUGGGAGGCUUUGUCAAGAAGUGGAAACUCACAUAUGACGAUCUCAUGGAAUCGACGGAUCGAUUGGCGGGGGACCUCUUGGUGUCCACUGGCCUGCUCAUGUACGGAAGCCACUUGACCGCGUUCGGACGGCGGCAGCUGUUGCUCCAGUGGAUGAAAGCCCUGCGUCGGUUAAAUCAAUUCACGUCCGAUGGGCUGCUGUUGCACUCCCCGCACCACGCAGUGAGCGAUUUGCUCGUGGAACCGAUGCAUAUGCAACGAUGGCUCGCACAGGGGGUGCCGGACGACAUGGUUUGCAGGGAGAACGCCGCAUUUCUUUCGUCGGGGGAACUCGUGCCGCUGGUAAUUGAUCCGCACCGCAUUGCGUUCAACUGGAUCAUGUCGAGGGAUAUGAGCGAGAGCAAGACGCCUCUCGUGCUGUGGCCCACCCUGGACAACGUGGCCGCCGUCGAAGCUGACAUGUUUCACGCUGCGUUUGAACUGCGCCCCGUGGUAUUUCCCUCCAUCGACCACAUCGUCAAGUCGGUGACGUUGCCGCUGCUACUCGCCCGUCGGCACGUGGCGCUGCAUGGCGCGUCCAAGCCGAAUGUCCUGGCUAUCCAAGACACAUUGAUCGAGUUUCCUGCGUUGAGUUCGUUGUACUUGUUCACGACCGACGUGAACGCCGCCAGUUUGCCCCUAUUUGCGUCGCUGGUGCACUGCAUUCACGUGGAAAUGACGCCGCAGGUGUGCGUCGACUUGUUUCGAGCGGAAUUUGUGUGCAAUUCGUCCAAGCACACGGCGCACCACUGGAAAGAGCUGCGCUUGUCCGCCGUGGACUUUGACUUUGAAGCCAAGCGCUUCGAAGACCAGUGCUUGGCCGUGUUGGCCACUGCCAAGAGCGAGGACACGAUCUUUGCCGAAAGCGCCAAGUUGUUUGAGUGGCGUGCACAACAUCGCGAUGCUGUGGACAGAUUCGACCAAGUGCAAAAUGAACUCGCCGACGCCAAGUACCUGCCGUUCUCGAUGGACGUGAUGGUCCAGCGCUUCUGCGGCGUUUGCUUGGCGUUCGACGACCUUCGCCAUCUCCGCCCUGUCUAUGGUGUCACAGUGUCGUACCUGGUGUCGCUGCUGACCCACGUCAUCGACGUCGUGGGGCGUGACAACGCGGUCGCCCUCGUGGACAAGUUCACCAACACGGCGUACCGUGUGCUCCAUUGGAGCGUCUAUGAGCCGGACCGAUUGCUUGUGGACUUUUUGUUUGCCCUUCGAUUGCAUCGCUCCAGCGAAAUGGAUAACCAUCCAAUCCCUCCUCGGGACGACAUGCUAACCCAAGAGAGUUGUGACAAUGAAAGUGACGACGAGGACGGUGACAAAGACGACGAAGACAACGAAGACGACAGCGCCGGAGGUGGUGCAGAUGCAGACUUGGACGCCGUGGCGGCGGCCUCGUCGGCAGCAUGGUAUUGGGCCCUCUCCAGUGCCCCCGAGUUUCGCUUUUUCGUCCAGCCGACAUCGCAUCCAACGCAAUUCCUAUCCAUUACGUGCCCGUCGUGGAUUCCGGCGACUGCGUCAUGGGAUGCGUUCACGGCGUUCUGCUUCAUCCUGACCCCCCAAACGCGGCAAGACAUCAUCAAAUCGUUCAAGUCGGAGCUCAAGUUUGCGUGGAAAGAGUUUGUCGAGUCCCCCAACACGACGCGCCUCUCCCUUCCCGUUGACUUGUCGCCACUGCACCGCCUCUGCGUCGUGCGGGUCCUCCGGCCGGAUGCCCUCGGGGCCGAGCUCAUGCACUUCGCCAAGGCGACGCUCUCCAUGUCUGUGCUCUCGACGGCGUUCACGUGGACCGUGUCCGACACGGCUGCCAUUUCAUCGUGCAAGCAUCCCCUCGUGAUCGUCGCCUCCCGCGAUAGCGAUGGCAUCUUUGGCAUUCGCGCCGCCGCGGCCAAGACCAAGGCGGACGUGGUCAUGGCGUCGUUGCAACCGUCGACUGCGGACGGAGCCCUCGACAAGGUACUGGUCACGGCCGCCAAGACAGGGCAGUGGGUUGUUCUGCGAAAUGCAGACGCCAACAGCCAGUGGAUCGCGGCAGUGGACAACGUAUACAAGACGAUGGACGUUGCAGCGUUCCACUGGGACUUUCGUGUGUGGCUGUGCGUGCACGACCCAAGUAUGCUUCCGCUGACAUUGACUCAAAUCGCCGUCAAGCGAUUCCAAGAUUGCGGCUCGUCGUUCCGGGAACAGCUUUUGGUCACGUCAAGUCUAGUUCGUCGGCCCACUUCCAGUGCCGACUCGACGGCAGUGGACAGCGACGGCUUGCGCCUGUGUUUUUUGCAUGCGUUGCUCAUGGGCCGGCAGCAAUAUGGCGCGUUGGGGUGGAAGGGGACGUUUGAGAUUGAAACCAGCGACUUUGAGUCUCUAGUCCACGACCACUUGGACCCCCUUUCCCACGUCUACGGCGUUAAAGUCACAUCAUCGUGGGACUUGUCAAUGCUUGGCGUGGUCAUGCAAGGGUACUACGAUGGCAGCCAUCGCAACGACUGGGCGCAGAUCAUUCCGCAGUGGGCGUCCAAAGCGCGACAGUUGGGCGGCACGGCGGGGUCGCUCAUGCAAUUGCUGCAUCGUGCGUCCAUUGCAGAUUUUAACGCCGCCCCGUCGUUGGCAACAACUCCGUCCGCCGCUCCGAAACUGUCGCUCACGGCGAGCAAGUUGCCAGACAUGCCGUUCGUGGACGACUCGACGUGGUUUGGGUUGUCGAAAGCGGCCCGGGACAUGCCAUUGGUGGCAAAGACCAGCGAAUUCGUGGCAGCAUUGCAGCGAUCGUUCCAUGCACAUCUCCAGGCACUUCCGUCGCUAUCAACCGAGCCUGUGAUGGCCAUCGACGACCAAGCGGUGACGCGGUCAGACGUCCAGCACUACAACACGUUUGAAAAGAUGCUCGAAGCGAUGCAGUUGGGGGUCGAAGGGACCAAGUGCCCUAUCCUCUACGAAUUCCCGCUGCAUGCCGUGGUUCACCGGGAGCUGGCCGGCUUUCGAACGAUCCGACAUGUGCUCGUGACCCAUUUGUCGCAAUUGCAAGCGUGUUUACUUGACGGCAUACUCAUGUCAAAGGAACUAGCCGAGAUCCACGCUGCCGCACAGGUCAACCUCACCCCCCUGCCGUGGCUCCGUCUGGCUCGGUCUACAGAAUCCAAUUUCACGACGUUUCAGUUGCGUCUCCUACGACAAAUGCGAUACUUUGAAUCGUGGGUGCAGGUCGGCCCCCCGCCCCAGCACUGGCUAGGGGCGUUCCUCGUUCCCAAGCACUUUUUAUUGGCGGUACAGCAGCAGUUUUCGCGGGGCACGGGCAUCGCCCUGCAAGCCAUGGGCCUCAAAACCUCAUUGUACAACGACACAGCCAGGACAGACGACAUCCGCGAGUACGCCGAUCAUUCGACCACCAACCUCCCGAGCGUCGUCGUCACGGGCAUCGACCUCGUGGGGGUCCACUGGGACGGCGAUGGGGCCUCGCCUGACAAGAAACUCGUCACGAGCGCCGCGGGGGCUCCCACAAGCGUCCGGCAGCCCCUGACCCUGCGGCUGUCUGCAUUCGUCGUGACCGAGUACGAAAGCUUGUUUGACGAUGCGGCGAGUCGACCGGCAGACGAGAUCCCGCUGCCCAUUUUUCAGUCCGUUGUGGCCAACCACAAGGGCGGCGGGGGUGCAAAGCAGUCGAUUGCGGCUGUGACAUCGCUGGACUCUGCGUGGUACGAGCGGUUGCCAGUGGAACCCGAGCAGGUGGGGGUGUUGUUCGUCCCAAGCGCCGUGUCCGUGGCAGAAGCUCUCAAACGAGGCGCGUAUUUUGCGAUUGGCGAGUAGGUCGAGAAUAGCGUAGUCGAGGUCAAAGUAGGGGUUCACGUUACUAGUAGUAGUAAUGGAAUGAGUUGUGGU